AGACUAAAACGCUCACUCUCCUUCAAGACCAUGAUGCGCAGCAAAAGUGUGGAAAACUUCUUCCAAAGGUCUUACAGCGACGCUCGCCUGCCCCCGGAUUUCAUCACUGACCCGCCGCCUCCCUCUCCCCCACUAAUGCCUGGCUCCCCUCUCGUCGGCGACCGCUCACCCUCCAUUUCUCCGUCUCUCAGCCCCAACCCCUCCAUCUCCUCCCACUCCCCUUCUCUCAGCCUCUCCCCGUCGCUGCCCACCAAGCCUCCCCGACCUCAGAUCACCCACUGCUUCCAGGACCACGUGUUCCGCAAGCCUACCAACUGCCAACACUGCAAAAACAUGAUAGUCGGAAACUCCAAACAGGCUCUGCGGUGUAAAACAUGCAAGAUGGCAGCUCAUUUGUGGUGCACGUCAGAACUAUCACAGCAGCUGUGUCAUGGGAAGUCUGGAGCCUUCAAGCGAAACUUCAGCUCCCCGAUGCUCGUCAAUGACCAACUGUCCGUCGUCAAGGAAGUCCAGCCAAGUCAAGACAUCCCUGUCCCCGAGCCUGAGAUGGAGAAAGAGGAAGAGGAGAGCAGCGGUCAAACUCAGACUCCUGCAGAGGACAGCAGUGUGAAGAUGCCCAAGCGCAUUGAAAUACACUCCAUCCACACCUAUGUCGCCCUCUACAAGUUCCUGCCCCAGGAACAGAACGACCUGGAACUCCAUCCCGGUGAUCGGGUGCAGGUCACUGACGACUCUAAUGAAGAGUGGUGGAAGGGCAAGUGUGGCGACAGAGUCGGUUUCUUCCCGGCCAACUUUGUACAGAGGGUCCGGCCAGGAGAGAGAGUGUGGCGGGUCGUCCAGGGUCUACCAGGCAACCGAGAGAGAGGUCAUAUGGCAGUGAGGGAAUCCCAGAUCUGUGUGGGGAAGCUUGAAGAUGGCGAGGUUUUUCUGAAGCUGAGCAGUGGCAAGAAAAGAGGGCUGGUCCCAGCUGAUUCCAUCGAGGAAAUCUGAGCCUCUUUGUGGUCAUCAACCACCCUUCUACUCCUGCCCCCCUCUUCCCACAGGAUGUACCCUUCAUCAAACUAUUAUCAGCCCCCACCCCUACCUGUCUCUUGGCUAAAAGACUGCAGCAGCCGCCCCAUCCAGUCCUGACUGACUUCAAACUCAGACAAAGUGGAUGAAAAACAAACUCUUGUACAAAGAGCUGAAGCUGCAGAAGAACAAAGGGUUUGCAGCUGAAUUGGUUUACUGUCUUUAAUCGUCUUUCAUGAAAUGCACAGUUAUGCUGCAGUCGUGCGCUUAGAAAAGAACUGUCUCUCUGCAGCCUCUGUAGAUUUAUCAUACGAAUACAAAAAUCAAUGUUUAGUUUGACAAAGGCUGUGCAACUCAAAAGGCUUUGAAUAAGCUCCUCAGAAGCCAAUUCUCAUUAUGUUUUUACCUCAUCAAAGAGAAAUCUACCAACGUGGGAGUCCUGUCUCUAUUAUUUUCUUGUUUAGUAUGUUUCAUUUCUUGUAAGGGUGUCUGGAUUAAGCUCCAUGUUGCACAACUGGAAGCACUCACCAAGGACAACCACUGCCAGCCCUAAAAAAAGCUAUACUGCCUGUCAGACAGACGGCAGCAUCAGAUGAAAGCAGCACACAUGAUCCAAAAAGCUUCGUAAGUGUCAGACUGAGUUAUAGCUUCGCUCACCAACUCGAGAGUGAAGAAAUGAGAAGAUUUGAAAAGGAAAAUUGGAGGCUCCAAGGGCCUUUUCACUGGAAGCUCAAAAGAAAUUUCCCCUGACUUCUUCAGUC
This is a messenger RNA of Cheilinus undulatus (humphead wrasse), 1772 nucleotides long. Its product is annotated as SH3 and cysteine-rich domain-containing protein 2-like. Gene Ontology annotation, biological process: positive regulation of voltage-gated calcium channel activity; skeletal muscle contraction; positive regulation of protein localization to plasma membrane. The coding region runs from base 31 to 990 and encodes 319 amino acids. Gene Ontology annotation, molecular function: protein binding. NCBI's taxonomy places the organism in Eukaryota, Metazoa, Chordata, Actinopteri, Labriformes, Labridae. The record is from RefSeq and is a predicted model, not a curated record. The transcript is spliced from 8 exons. Gene Ontology annotation, cellular component: extrinsic component of cytoplasmic side of plasma membrane.